This is a messenger RNA of Macadamia integrifolia, 1844 nucleotides long. RefSeq names its product nuclear transport factor 2-like. Gene Ontology annotation, cellular component: ribonucleoprotein complex; cytosol. The coding region runs from base 254 to 1645 and encodes 463 amino acids. Lineage: Eukaryota; Viridiplantae; Streptophyta; Magnoliopsida; Proteales; Proteaceae. Gene Ontology annotation, molecular function: mRNA binding. The record is from RefSeq and is a predicted model, not a curated record. The transcript is spliced from 10 exons.
GCGAUAUAGCACAAGGGAAUCCGAAACAACCUAAAAGAAAAACCAGUGGAGAAGACUGCAUUUGAGUCUCAAAGGAGAAAUUAAAGAUUUUCUCAAAUCUGAUCUUAUACAGAGAGGCUGAGUUCCCUCUCUCUCUCUCUCUAGAUUUCUAUAUCAUCCGAAGCAUUGUAGAUCGAGGGUUUUGCUUGGAGCCUUAUUGAGGUGCUAGGGUUUCAAGAAUUUUUUUCGCUACAUGUUUCUGUAGAGAGAAACAAUGGCGACUCUGCUUCACACCCCUGUUAGUGCUGUUCAGGUUGGUUCUUACUUCGUUGGGCAGUACUAUCAACUUCUUAAACAAUCGCCGAAUGUUGCUUAUCAGUUCUAUACGGAUGCUAGUUCAAUACUUCGUGUUGAUGGGAAUACUAGCGAGUUGGCAACAUCAAUGCUGGAAAUUCAUAAGCUUAUAAUGUCACUCAAUUUUACGGAAAUUGAGGUCAAAACAGUACAUUCUCUGAACUCGUGGGAGGGAGGAGUUCUUGUUAAGGUUUCAGGUUGUAUACGAACCAAGGAUUUCAGUGGUGGGAGGAAAUUUGUGCAGACAUUUUUCCUUGCUCCCCAGGAGAAAGGAUUCUUUGUUCUCAAUGAUAUCUUUCUCUUCCUUGAUGAGGAACAGAUUCACCAGCACCCGGAAGCUAUGCUCGUUCAAAACAAUUUUGAUUCUAAACCAAAUAAAUCUAGUCCUAUUCUGGAGCCAGCUUCAGACUAUGUGCUUGGGGAAGAAGUUCAGGCUGCAAAUUUCAUACCAUCAGGUCAUUUGGAAGAAAGUGAUCGAGUUGACAAUUACAGUCCUCCAGAAGAUCAGCAGAAGAAAGUCUCUGAGGCAGAAAACAUAGUGGAUGAAACUGCAGUGGAAGAGAUGACAGCUUCAUUUCAAAGUGCAAUGAACUCGGUCCGAGAUGCUCCUGCCCCAGUUGAGGAACCUGUUUGGGAGCCUCCGAAGAAGACUUAUGCCUCUAUCUUACGGGUUGCAAAAGGGCAAUCUGUGUCAUCAGUGGCUCCUCAGCCAUCUUUAAACAAGGGCAAGACACCUACUGUAGAAAGGAAUUCUGCAGGACGGCCUAAUUAUUCACAGUCCUAUCCUUCAUCAACAAAUGUUCCUGAAAAGUCUGUUGCAGUAACCAGUGAAGUGACAGCUACAGAAGAAGAAGGCGAAGUGAGAUCCGUCUAUGUGAAGAACUUGCCCACUACAAUUGCUGCUUCUGACAUUGAGCAGGAGUUUAAGAACUUUGGUAGAAUCAAGCCUGAAGGUGUGGCUGUCAGACAUCGCAAGGAAUUUGGUAUUUGCUAUGCAUUUGUUGAAUUUGAAGAUGCCUAUGGUGUUCAAAAUGCAAUUCAGGCAUCUCCAAUACAGCUUGGUGGGAGGCAAGUACACAUUGAGGAGCGGAGAAUAAACAGCAACAGCACAUCUCGAGGAAGAGGAAGGGGAAGAGGGAGGAGCAGCUAUCAGACAGAGGCCCUGAGGGGACGUUUUGGUGGUCGGAAUCUUGGGAGGGGAAAUGGCCAAGAUGGUGCUGAGAGGGACUAUGACAACAGACCUCGAGGUAAUGGUUUCCAUCAGCGGGGUCCAAGACUAGACGGAGGGGAAUGGUCACACCAAUUAUAUUAGAGCCAGCAUUUUAAUUUUCCAGUGGAGGGGAAGUUUUCGCUGAUAACAUCUUCCAUCAUAGCUUAGGAAAAAAUAUAUAUUUAUAUUCUUGUGGAGUCUCACUUUGAUUAGGUCAGGUAUCAGGAGCAAGCAUUAUAGUGUGGGCAUAUUUUUUUCCUUCAAUAAUUUUAGUUGAAAUUUAACAGGGAAAGUUUAGACA